AUGCUUCCAGGAAACAGAAUAAGAAUUCAAUCAAGUGGAGCUAAAAAUAGGAACAAAAAAGCAAGACAAGAUGAAGUGAUCAAAUCUCAAGCCAAUGCUAUGCUUAAGUAUGUCACAAUAACUAAAAGUUCUAAACCUGAUGAAACCUCUGAAGCUGAAGAGGAAAAAGAAGAUGAAGAGUUUAUUAUUGAAGAAGAUGUUCAUGAGAAGAGUGAAGAAGAAAUUGCUAGAGAUGAUGCAGAUUGUAUGAAUGUGGACAAAAAACAAUCUGAGAAUGAAAACAUAGAAUCCCAAGAGAAAGUUGAUGAUAUUAGAAGCUUCCAUGAAGAUGUUGAUAUGGAUGAUCUUGGAAAUUGGAAGAAAAUUGAACAAAGAAUGAGAGAUUAUUUGGUUGAGAGAGGUCCACCUACAAGACCUCCAGUUGAUUAUCCUUUUCCAAGAGAUGGUAUUGAAAGAUGUUUCACUUAUUCAUGUUAUACAAGAAGGAUGAGCAAUGGAGAGAAACAAGACAGGAGAUGGCUGAAAAAUCAUGAAACUACUUACAACCAUAUUGUUUGCAUGAGCCGCUGGAUUGAGCUCGAAAUGAGGCUGAAAAAGAGUGAAACUAUUGAUAAGCAUUUGGAGGAGGCAAUUAACAUGGAGAAGAAACAUUGGAGAGAUGUUAUGUUGAGGAUAAUUGCAGGGGUAAAGACUCUAGCAGUAAGAAAUAUAGCCUUUCGUGGAAACAACGAAAAGGGCAGGGAUCCAAACAGUGGAAACUUCUUGGCUUUUAUUAAGAUGAUUGGAGGCUUUGAUGAAGUAAUGAAGGAGCACAUUCGAUGGGUUGACAAAUGUGAAACUCAGUACCAUUAUCUUAGUCAUAAGAUUCAGAAUGAGUUGAUAGAAUUACUUGCUAAUGAGAUUAAGAUGUUAAAUAUUGGUGAUGUAAAAGGACAAGGUUACGACAACGGGUCUAAUAUGAAAGGAAAGCAUAAGGGUGUUCAGAAAAGAUUGCUGGAUAUUAAUCCAAGGGCAUUUUACACUCCAUGUGGGUGUCAUAGUCUCAAUCUUGCUCUUUGUGACAUGGCUUCUUCAACUGAGAAAGCAGUUUCAUUUUUUGGCACCGUGCAACGUUUAUACAAUCUGUUUUCAUCAACCAACAACUGGGAAGUUUACAGAGAGAUGGUGAAAGAGAACAGUGGUAAUCUUGGACAUCGUAGUGAAGCUGAGUGUCUUGCAGAAAUGAGCAAAUCUUUACAAUCAGAGGAUAUGGAUCUUGAGGCUGCUAUUAUCCAGUUAGGAGGGCUUGUUGGUUCCUUGAAAGGCUACAGAGAAACUGGUAUUGAGAAAGCAAAAGCUGAAGCUAUGCAAAUUGCCAUUGACAUGGAGAUCGAACCAGCAUUUUCUUCAAAGCCAAAGCGGAGGAAACGCAUCAGAGGAGGUGAGAGCUACUACAUCUAUGGAGAGUUGGGUCAUUUUGCAAGAGAAUGA
Messenger RNA from Brassica oleracea var. oleracea, 1470 nucleotides. RefSeq lists its product as uncharacterized. Bases 1 to 1470 code for a protein of 489 amino acids. The transcript is spliced from 6 exons. The record is from RefSeq and is a predicted model, not a curated record. NCBI's taxonomy places the organism in Eukaryota, Viridiplantae, Streptophyta, Magnoliopsida, Brassicales, Brassicaceae.